Messenger RNA from Mobula hypostoma (lesser devil ray), 13107 nucleotides. It is a transcript of the gene ptpn23a, whose product is annotated as protein tyrosine phosphatase, non-receptor type 23, a. Gene Ontology annotation, biological process: early endosome to late endosome transport; protein transport to vacuole involved in ubiquitin-dependent protein catabolic process via the multivesicular body sorting pathway; protein dephosphorylation. The record is from RefSeq and is a predicted model, not a curated record. Lineage: Eukaryota; Metazoa; Chordata; Chondrichthyes; Myliobatiformes; Myliobatidae. Gene Ontology annotation, molecular function: protein tyrosine phosphatase activity; protein binding. Bases 7 to 5799 code for a protein of 1930 amino acids. The transcript has 25 exons. Gene Ontology annotation, cellular component: endosome.
UUCAACAUGGAGGCCGUGCCUCGGAUGCCGAUGAUCUGGCUCGAUUUGAAGGAAGCUGGGGAGUUCGCCUUUGCGACGGCUGUCAGACAGUACAUUUUGAAGCAUUAUGGAGAAAAUCCUUCCAACUACAGUGAGGAAUUAAAGAAGCUUGAACAGCUCAGACAGAGUGCUGUGAAUGUUACAAGAGACUUUGAAGGAUGCAGUACACUGAGGAAGUACUUUGGACAGCUUCAUUAUCUGCAGAGUCGCAUUCCUAUGGGGUCAGGAGAGGAAGCAGCUGUUCCAGUUACAUGGACUGAAAUCUUUUCUGGCAAGGCAGUAACGGUUGAUGAGAUUUGCUAUGAGCAGGCCUGCAUUCUUUAUAAUUUGGGAGCCCUUCACUCGAUGCUUGGAGCUGUGGAUAACAGAGUUACUGAGGAGGGCAUGAAAGUUUCCUGUACGCACUUCCAGUGCUCAGCGGGAGCUUUUACCUACUUGCGAGAUCACUUCAGUCACUCAUUCAGUGUAGACAUGAGCCACCAGAUUCUCAACCUUAACAUCAAUCUCAUGCUGGGACAAGCUCAAGAGUGUCUUUUGGAAAAAUCCAUGUUGGACAACAGAAAAUGUUUUCUUGUAGCAAGAAUCAGUGCUCAAGUGGUUGAUUAUUAUAAGGAAGCUUGUCGUGCACUGGAAAAUUCUGAGACAGCUUCACUUAUAGGAAAAUUUCAGAAAGACUGGAAGAAGCUGGUACAGAUGAAGAUUUAUUACUAUGCAGCAGUUGCACAUCUUCAUAUGGGCAAACAGUCAGAGGAACAACAGAAAUAUGGAGAAAGGCUUGCUUACUUUCAAAGUUCAUUAGAUAAGUUGAAUGAAGCAAUGAAGUAUGCAAAGGGGCAGCCAGAGACUGUACAAGAAGCAUUGCGAUUUACUAUGGAUGUAAUUGGAGGAAAGUACACUGCUGCCAAGAAGGAUAAUGAUUUCAUCUACCAUGAGGCUGUUCCUCCCAUUGAUUCGCUGACGUCUGUGAAAGGAGCGUCUCUGGUAAAAGCCCUUCCUGUUAACCCAACUGAUCCAAAUGUGACUGGUCCUGAUAUCUUUGCAAAAUUGGUACCAAUUGAAGCUCACGAAGCCUCGUCUCUGUACAGUGAAGAGAAAGCAAAAUUAUUGCGUGAAGUCGUUGAUAAAAUAGACACCAAGAAUGAAGUCUUAGAGCAGUUCAUGGAUUCUCUGAGGAUUGAUCCAGAUUCAGUUGAUAAUUUAGACAUGUAUAAUCACAUACCUCCAGUCCUGAUGGAAAAGUGUGCAGCGCUGAGUGUCCGACCAGAUACUGUGAAAAGUUUGGUUCAAUCUAUGCAAAUUCUGUCUGGACUCUACACUGAUGUAGAAGUGUCAUUAAGAGAAUUGAAGGAACUUAUAGACCAGGAUGAAUUAAUGGAGAAGAAAUUUCAAGAGGUGACUGGGAAAAUGACCCAGCAAGGCAAAACGUUGGAACUCAGCAAGGAAUGGUCCAAGUACAUGGAAGUGCAUGAGAAAGCUAGCUUCACCAAUACUGAGCUGCACAAAGCAAUGAACUUACACAUUAGUAACUUGCGACUGCUAAGUGGACCCUUAGAAGAUCUUCGAGCUGCUCUUCCAAGCCCCACUGUCUCAGAUGAGGAAAAGGCUACACUGCAGAACAUGAAACGUAUUUUAUUGAAGGUUGAAGAAAUGAGAGACCAGCGCUCAUCUCUUUUACAGCAGCUCAGAGAUGCCAUUCAAAAGGAUGAUAUCACUACAACCCUAGUUACAACAGACCAUUCAGAAAUGAAGAAGCUCUUUGAAGAACAACUGAAGAAAUAUGACCAGCUGAGAGUUUACAUUGAUCAAAACCUUGCUGCCCAAGAAAACAUCUUGAAGGCUUUGACAGACGCUAAUGUUAAGUAUGCUGCAGUUAGGAAAUCUCUCACCGAAGCAGAACAGAAGUGGAACAUUACUAUUCAGAUGCUUGUAGCAUCAUUUGAGGCUUAUGAAGACCUGAUGAAGAAGUCUCAAGAAGGAAAAGAAUUUUAUGCAGAUUUGGAAAGCAAAGUAACCCGGCUACUGGAUAAAACAAAAGAAGUUUGUAAAUCUCAGGAAGAACAAAGACAAGUGGUGUUGGAACAGGAAAUUAAAAAGAAGCCACCACCAAGGCCUACAGCACCAAAACCUUUACAAAAACCUUCUGAUGCAGAACUUGAAUCUUUGUCAAGUAUUGAAGAUUUAGAUAUGCAAGCAUUUAAUGCAGCACUUGCUUUCAGUGAUCUACCCAAUGAAUUGAAGAGCUUACCACCAAACUCUUUGGCUUCACACAUUAGUGGAAUGUCUGUAGAUGGCAUUGGACCAUAUCCUAUGGAUCCUGCAGGUUUUCCAAGGAUAAAACAUGCAGCUCCAGAGGUUUUCUUUGCUGCUAGGACUACUAGUCCACCACUACAACCACCAUUACCCGGUCAACGGUUUCCGCCAGCUACGUCAGUAUCGGGCCAUGUGCAUCCAUAUUUUCAUGGGGGAGCAGUUCCACAGCCAUCAUGUUCCGUUGGUGGUAUAGCCCAACCACCUUAUGUAGGAAUUAGUCAUUCGGGGCCUCCUUCAAUCAGUGGUGCAUCUGGUGUACCUCCUCAUGGCAUGGGUUCAUCUGUCUCCUGUCCUGUCCUCCCUCAACACAUCUCUGCCUCUUCACCACCACCACCACCAGUCUUUCCUGUGGUUCCCAGAACUAGAGAUCCCAAUCCUGGUCAGCCUCAGUUCACGUCUGGCCAUUUGCCUCCAAGGGGGACUUCACCACAACACAUGCCAAAUUCCAUAUCUGCUCCUUCAGUGGGUCAUCCUUAUAGUACUGCUGGUCCUUAUGGAAUGGGGCAACCGGGUUCUUCAGCUGUACCAGUUAACACUGGUUUGCACACACCUGCUCCACCAGUUGAGCCUAUGCUUGCUCAUCCUGGACAAUUCUGUAGUCCGAUGCCUGGAGCUAACACAGUCCCUCAAUCAAAUAUAGGAGUUAGACCUUCAACCACAACAGUAGAUAGCAUACAGACUCCAAUUUCUAGCUUCACACCGGAUCCUCAAAUAGUGACAGGGCAGAUGAAUAGGCAGCCAGUCUAUGAAACAACAAUGAAACAACUCCCCACUGUUUCAGCUGGAGUUCCUUCUCUACCUGGAAUGAAUGCUGUUGGUCAGUAUCCAUACCAGUCUGGUGGCCAGGUGUCUCAUUUUACUAAUGUGCCACCAUUUGUUGAUCCUGCCCAGGGACCACAGCGUGUGUUUCAACACCCGCCACAGAUGCAUCCAGAUCAUCAACUGCAAAUUAGGCCUCAAAUGCCAACUCAACAGCCUUACCCAUCACAGUUCUUUCCUCAGACUAGGCCACAGUUCCAGCCUCAGACAAGACCUCAAAAUCCAGCACAGAUCCCACCCCGUCCUUCAGUACCAAUGCCAGCUCAGCCUCGGCUUCAGAUGCAGCCUCAGCUAAGACCGCACCUCUAUCAACAUCCUCCUCAAGAUAAAAUUGCUCAACCUGGUGUUCCCACUCAUCCAGGCAACACUGUUUUUCCAGCAAAUUCAGGUAGUGUGCAGCAACCGAGACAGACUGUUCCUGUUGCAGUGGUUCCACAAGUUCAACCAUGCCAUGCUCUACCACCUGCCACAGAGACACAGCCAGUGACUUUGCUUCCUGGAUCUUCAGCUCAAGGGCUCCCAGGUGUGCCGUUUACACCUGUCCCACCUCAGCUUCAUUCUGGAUUGCCACCAGCACUUCUACAAAACCAUAUUGGAGCACCACAGCCUAUUUCGUCUGGCCAUCUUUCUUCUCAUCCAGUCCAGCCUACAUCCAGUACAGCUGUUGGCCAAAUGCAAUCCAGCGCAUUUGGACCUGGAUCUCCUUUGCCUCCUCCAGCAUCCCCCUCCCCAAAGCCUGCACAAGGACAGGUCAGUACUCUUCCUGCAGCAAUGCAGCCCACACCAAUGCCUGGGUCUACUGUCAUGCAACAGAGGCCACCCCAAUCUUUUACACCUGGUGCACCUACAUCAACUCAACCUGUCUCAGAAGUACCUUUCCAGAGACAAAACUCUUUAACUGAUGACCUUCUGUCAUCUAGUCCUGACAGCCAGCAUGGAGGGCCUCAGACAACUGUGACUCAGCCACUUCUUCUGCCAACUAAAGCUGACGCAAAGGAAGGGCAGAAGCCAAAGGGAAUUCAAAUCAUUGAGAAAGAUCCCUAUGAGAAGCCUGAGCAUGUGAAAAUGUUGCUGAGCGAGUUGGAAAACUUUAAAGUCAUUAUUGAUUCAUUGGAUAGGCCAUCAUUUGGAACAUUGACUGAACUGGACUGUAAAUGGAAAGAUUUACAGGAUGCUCAAGAGAAAGAUGCCCGACAAUUAUCUAUUGCCAUUGCCCGCUGCUAUACCAUGAAAAACCGUCAUCAGGAUAUCAUGCCUUAUGAUAAAAAUAGAAUUAUAAUCCAGUCUGGAAAAGAUGACUAUAUAAAUGCAAGCAUGAUUGAGGACUUAUCAUCUUACUGUCCGAGAAUCAUAGCUACCCAGGCGCCGCUGGUGGGAACUGCAUCGGAUUUCUGGCUAAUGAUUUAUGAGCAGAAAGUGUCUCUGAUAGUUAUGCUUGUCUCUGAACAAGAAGUAGAGAAGCAAAAGGUAGUCCGUUACUUCCCUGCAGAAAGAGGCCAACAGAUAGUGCAUGGGCCCAUUACUUUGACGUUGACCACACAGAAAAUAACACAAACUCAUGUGGAACGUAUGAUUGGGCUGCAGUACAAAGACCAGAGUCUGAAACGGACAAUCAUUCACCUGCAGUUUACAUCGUGGCCUGAGCUGGGGUUGCCUGACAGUAAGAGUCACUUGCUGCGUUUUAUUCAGGAAGUACAUGGACAUUAUCUGCACCAGCGUCCACUACAUACCCCUGUUGUUGUCCAUUGCAGUUCGGGAGUCAGAAGAACUGGUGCUUUCUGUCUUGUCUAUGCAGCGAUACAGGAGGUAGAGGCCGGCAAUGGAAUCCCUGACUUGUCUCGGAUUGUGAGGAAAAUGAGGCAGCAGAGGAAACACAUGCUACAAGAAAAGCUCCACUUGAAGUUCUGUUACGAAACCAUUCUCAAGCAUGUGGAGCAGGUUCUACUGAGGCAUGGGGUUACCACCAACCUUACCACCAAAACACCCAGCAGUUCAUCUCAAAAGAUUUAUUCCCGCCAGGAAUCGCAGGACUUGGUCCUGGGAGGUGAUUUGCCAAUUAGUUCCAUCCAAGCAACUAUUGCAAAACUUAGUAUCAAGGCAUCUGCAGCGACCAUCGGGGACAGCAAACCAAACUUACCGCCUUCACUUGACCCAAGUUUCAGUGUGUGGCCUAAUUUGCAGUCUGAAGGUUUGCCAGUAUCUGCUGAUAAUUUGCUCCAGCAGGACUUGAUAGUUGAGGUUCCUAGUUCAGUGGCAGAAUCGGCCGCACCACCACAGACAUCAACAUCAACUCUACCUCUGGUCACAGAAACUAACAGGGUAAUUUUGGACAAUUGUGAUUCAACCCAGGCACUUGAUAAAAUGAAAGUGGGUCUGGGGAAUCACUCAGUUACCACUCAACCAUGCAUUACCAACCACAUCACAGAAGCAGAGAACAAGGCUUCCUCCCUGGAUCUUCUGGCCUCCUUGACUGCAGAGGCCUUCACUCUGGACACCAACCCACGGAACAGGCAGAAAAUCAGCAAGCAUAGCUUCUUGCAACCCCAGGAUGGCCAAGGCCUUCAGGCCACUCAAACAGGUGAGGAUCCCCUGAGCCUUCUGGAUCCACUCUGGACUCUAAAUAAAAUGUGAUGUAUUGGUCAAAGACUAAUUUCUAAUCGAGUGGUCAUCCACUAUUACUGGAAUAAUUGAGACAUGGUUUUCUCUGUAAGAUGAAACUGGAUCAGCCUUCAUUGCAGUGUCAGCAACACAGAGCUGGAGUGUAAUCCAGUUUGUUCUACAUAAACCAGGAAAAUUAGCAUCCGAUCUUGUAUAAUAUAUAACUCCUAUAUGUAUAAAAAGUUAGGAAUUGCCUUUUCUCUACCAUUAAUGCAAAUAGUAGUAAAUUAUUGUCUACACUCAUGGUUAUGUUUAACCACUGUCUUACUACAAUUGGGACAAAAAAUCCUAUUUCCAAGUAUCUAUAAUUCGUAAUUAAUGCUGAAGAAUUUUGAUCUGUUGCAAUUUGUUUCAAUCUGCAUCAGAUGUUUUUUGGAAAUCUUGCAUGAUUUGUUUUAAUUUUCAUAAAAAUUAAUAUUCUGGAAAAUUACUAUCCCCUUUUUGUUUUGCUGUUGAUAGAUCUUGUCAUGCUUCAUCCCUUUUGCUUGUUUUUUCUGUCAAUUGUAAAAGAAUUUUGAAGCAUCUUUUCCCCAGAAACUUCUAGAUAAAAUCUUUCAAAGCCUCUUUCCCUUGAACAUCUUAAAUACCAUCUAUAUGUGCCUAUUCUGAUUUUCCUGUUCUGUGGUUAGUAUCAUUCCCUUCCUGUCUUUGGGCUCUGAUGCAAUUCCUUGGGGUUUUGUCUGUUUGUUCAGUAUCUUGCCUGCAAUGUUUGCCCUUUAUGUCAAGCCUGGAUAGUGAAGGUCUGUGGUUGACUUGAAAGCAGGUUGGUAUUAGGUUCUGAUUCUGCUGGAGAAUUCCUUCCCAGCUGAUGAGCAAUUUCAAAGUUCAUGACCCUGGAUCAGUAAUUGUGCUUGGUUCCUUCUGUUGGGGCUGACCUGUAUCUACAGCACCUGAAAUGUACCAAUUUUCGUUCAACCUCAAGUGCUCUUGCAUGGUGAGUUACAGCAUGUUUGUAAAAAUCCACCUGUGAUUUCAUCAAUAUUAAGAGUCUGGGCUGAUCAGCAGUGCAAAACUUCUGUAGCUAAGUGGAGAGAUUAGUUUUUUGAGAUCUGACCAGUAAGCCUGGUGAAGCAUCCACAGAUAAUUUGAUGCUUGUUGCUGCCAUGGGUCUGCAGUAACUUUUGCACCAUACAGCAGAGCUACCCAUCAUGGGUCUGGAGCCAGGUUAAACCUAUUUGGAUAGUUGUAACUAAUUUGUUGGAGAUAAAAUAUUAAAACAUUAAAAUGUAUUACAAAAAUUAAGACAUUGGUGAUAUAUUGACCCCUUUCUACUAGGAACAACCUUUGUAGCAUUUUUAGUAUUGUACAUAUCAACAAUCUUAGCUCCAAGGCAGUUGAGGUUCUUGUACUUUGCAAUUAAACUUAAAAGGAAACAAGACCAUCACUGGCCUUUUUAAUUAAAAAAAAACUGAUUUAUUGAUAAUCCAGUUAAAGGAACCUGGACUUCCAGUUUUCUAAGUCCAAGACUACUGUUUGUAGGUUUGGAAAAUAACAGCUUGUUAAUGUAAUUUGGAAUAUGUUUAAGAUUUUUUUUUAACAUAAUUCUAAGUUAUGUCAUCUAACAAUUUAAAAUAUUCUUCCCCACAGUUUGAAAUGGAAGAUUCUAAUCAACACUCUUAUCCAUGCUGUGUUCUUACAGAAUCCAUUUGUACAGCCCAUCUAAGAAUUUCUCACAAAGGAUUGCCUACUGCCAUUCAUGCUGACUUAAAGCAAUCUUGAAGGGAUACUGCACUCAGAUCAGUGGAAGCACUGGUUCCCUCCAGUCCCGUCAGUCCCAUUCCAUUACCAUCUCUGCUAUUACUAAUCUAAUCAAACAAUUUUAUUACACCAGUUACGACCCCAACACGGACUCUCUCAAAAUGCUUCCCAAAGCCAUAAAAAGGCCUCAUUACAAAUAUUGUACCUGAGAUUAUUGAUCCAAAAACUAAGUUUCUGUAGAAAUCUUCCCUGCUAGGAUUAAUACUUACUGCAGGACCAUUAUCUUUUAAAAAAAAAAAUCUUCAAAAUUGGUCUAAAUCUGGGGUCUCUAAAAUGGCCAAGUUACAAAAUUCAAUAAAAACAUUAAAUCAGAGGGCAGACUAUCAAAAAAAAAAGGUCAAACAGCAUCAAAAAUUGUUGACUUUAUCAGGGCUAAAUCCUUUACUAGCAAUCUCACUUCACAUCUAGUAUUUUAACAUCACUUUAUCACCCAACUAAUACUUCACAUCCCUGAAUAACACUGGGAACUAAGAUAUUUUUAGUUAAAAUAAAGUCACCCCUGUUUGUUUGCAAGGUUAUAGCCAGCCUAAGUGGAGUUAAGGUGACCUCUUUGGCGGGGUUAUCUUCAUGCAACUUGUGCAUGAACGCUCCAUUGAGAAGAAUGUGCCUUACCAUAAGGCUGUUUAACACCAGAGCUCAGUAACUUCCAGCAAGUCCGCUUAGCUGGCCAAAACUGUUGUCCAAAAGAAACCACGUAGACAUGACACAGCAAUGGUUACAAAGUGUAAUGCAGUAUGACUAACAGAGGUAUCAGUACCCUAUUUAGUUGUUGAGGCCACUGCUUCUGCACAUUUACCAAUUUGCACAUUACUGCCUUUCGAUUAUCUAUCACAGUAUCAUUCUCUGUUAAUUUACUUUGUAUCCUGAUGUGAUUGAGGACUAUGCCAUUAAUAUAGAAGUAGCCAAUCAUUUUGCUUUAGCAGGGAGUUUUAUGGGCUGUUGAACCUCCAUACUAUAGUUUUAAUACAACAAUAUGAUGAAUAAAUUUCAUUAGUACUUUUCGGUUAGUGGUUUGGUAAUUAGAGUAGAAUGCUGGCUGGAUUCAGUGGAAACUUCCACAAUGAGAGAAAUUGCGACAAAGUAUUCUACAGCCAAAAUCUGAUGAAUUCAAAGAGAUUAGUGGUCAGAUUUUUAAAAUUGACAUUCUGUUACAUUAGGAAAUCUGUAAAAAUUCAGUUAAAGAUUUCACAAUUUGAGUCAUUAUCUAAAACCAGAUGUUGUUCUUCCCAUAGCUAGUACUACAAGAAAAGAAAGAAGAAAUUUGUAAUGGAAGAGAUGGAAAAGGGAUUUGAUUGAACACCUAGUAACUGAAUGUCACUUAAGUGGGUAGAGAGGCUUAUACUACUUCUGACCCAUUUCAAAUAAUGAAUUUCAAUGAUGAAUCUUCAAAUGUACAAGAUGGCUGGCUGUAUAAACUUCUUUAAUGCAAGCACAUCCUGUGAUGUGCAGAAUACACAGUAAAAUGUAAUCAAAUCAAAAGGCAUCCAUAAAUACUUAGAUCUAUAUAGAAUUUUGAAGCCAAGGCUAGGGAUACCAUGAAUUUCAUUGAAAAUCUAACAACAACUAACAAUUUUGGGCAUGUUCCGAGGAUUGACCAACACUUGUAGAGUGGAGUCUGCAUUUAAAACUUAAAUGCCUCUGGUCCCUGCAAGACACUGACAAACAGAAAUUCAAUGCAGAUUUAUAGUAUCUGCAAGUUUUUUGAUUUUUAAUAUUGGAGUAACUGCUGAAAUAUUAGACAUGUAGCAUUUAAUAUGUAACAUCAUUAAUCCUAACUCUUAAUUCAAAUUACAGAGAAUUGGUAUAGGGCAGGUGUGGAUUAAUAAAUGGAACUCAGCUGAUUUUAUCUAUUGGCUGUGGUAGGAAUGUUACUGCAAAAAAUUAAUUCACGGCACCUUACUAGUAACAAUUUGUAUUUUAGGGUUGUUUUGAUUUCUCUAUUAAUUUGGUCUAGUCCAGCUAUGGAAAGUUUUAAUAAGUUGAUGAUUCACAUCCAUCAGAUCUUGGUGGUGUGAACAUAACUAAAUUAAAGAUGUUUCUCAUCCAAUUGGCCUUUGCCAAUAACAGUUAAUUCUAAAUCUGCUGGCUCUCAGCACAGUUCAAAUGGGGAACAAAUGAACACAACCAGGACUGAAAUGAUUCAGAAUUAAUGUUUGAGGUUUUAAGACCUCUGAUCCAACGGUGUAUCUCCCACCCCUAAGCAGUUUAUUCUCAAUUUUCUAAGGUGUGUUCCAGUGCAAAUGAAAAUCAAACAGGCUGCAUACAAGUUAGCCCAAAUUGAGUAAAAUUUUCAGGAAAGCUUUUGACUUUUAAUGGAAAAAAUGGUGUAUCAGUACUGUUAGGGCAGUUAUGAUUUCUUAAAUGAGUAUUUUUCAAGAUCUCUGACUUAACUUUUUAAGAAGAUGUAGUGUGUGUAUGAAAUCAAGGACAUAGAAGUUUACUGACGGGGCUGAUUAGCUUAAUGUGUGUUACUCAUGAUCUGUCAGUUUUCCUGUGUUUUUAUUUUAGUCUGUUAAGAGAAAGCUCAGGACAUCAUAAUCUAUGUCUUAAUCGCUUUGAUAAUUGCAAGUGCAUUUUUGGUUUUCAUUGAUUUUUUUUGAGGCUGAAAUUCUUUCUGGAAUGAUUAGUACUAAAAGCUGAGUUGCAGCCUGGGAUUUGGGGCUGUGGUUAAUGUUCUGAUUGCUUCCACUGGAACUCAGAAACUAACAUGCUCAGUACUCGUGCUUUUGAUCUGAUCUUCGAUUACUAUUGGAGAAAAUACUUCCAACUAGAGAUGGAUGCCUGUUACCAUGGGAGUCUGACAGCACAAAAAGUGCUUUAGUACAAUGUUUAAGUUCAUUUAAAAAAAAAAUUGGGGUUUGACUGUAGUAAAGCCUAGUAUAAAAACAUGUAGGUAAACAUCUUUCACUGAAGAAGCAAUGGCUUCUAUUGGGCAAGCAUGUCACUAGAGUGUUUAAAUACUGAAAUAACAUUGGAAUCAAGAAUGUAGAGUUGUAGUUCCAGUUUAGUUUGUACAGAAAGCGGAUGUUAAUUCCAACUAUUACCAAACUCUAGGAUGGUAGGGAGCAAUAUUCCCUCUAAUUUGUAAUGACAAGUGUGCGCAAAAAUCGUGUGCUGUGUAAUUUUCUACCCAGUGCCAAAAACAUAUGCGCUCUGAAUGAUUUCUUCAAUAAAACAGUAUAAAUAAGACAGUUCUAUAAUUUGCAGACAAAUCAUUACAAACUCUACGUUGUCAACACUGUCCGCAUCAGAAACUGGAAAAGGGAAAUGUGAUUGUGUACCAUUGUGAAAAAUACUUAACAUGCAGUUUAAUUCCUUUGUGCACUAGUAACACACACUCACACUCUCUCACACCCCCCCCCCCCCAAGAGGGAAUAUUGGCAAGAAGAAGGAACCGAACAUUUGAUUACCAGGCUGUGGAGUUAACAUCUGAACUUUUACUUUCCUCCUGUCCUUCUCAUUGCCUAUAUUGUGCCCCUACUCGUGAUUGUUUCUUAGAUUCAGCACUUAAAAGAAAGACUGAUGGGGAGCACCUUAGACCAUAAGAUAUAGGAGCAGAGUUAUGCCAUUCGGCCCAUUAAAUCUACUCCACCAUGGCUGAUCCAAUUCCCUCUCAACCCCAUUUUCCUGCCCAUAACCUUUCAUGCCCUAAUCAAGAACCUAUCCUUCUCUCCUCACCCCCCCUCAGAAAUCCUGCUUCAUGUUUGUUUCUAGAAUUAUAUCUUUAUAAUGGUGACAGAGUAUCUCACUCCAAAAUCUGAACGAGGAAUCAAUGACACAAUCCUCUGCUAACUUUGAAGAACAUACUAGGCUUGAAUGCACUAUGUUUUUAGGUACAGGCUACAAUUCUUUGGGCUUGGUUGGGGAUGGGAACUCAUUUCCUCAUCUGAAUUUGACAGUUCAGGUUCUCCAAAAUGCUCUUUAAGCAAUACAAGCUAUUUGUCAUUUUGAUCUGUUGAUUUCAGCCCUGCAGAAAGGAAGUCUUGCAUUUUAUUACUCAAACUUACUAAUGAGUUUUGGGUGAACCAAUGGUUGUUUGAUUUUAGUUCAUAAAUUGACUUGCUAUUCUGAAAUGAGUGCUUUCAUUUCUUUGUUUACCUCUUAAUCCUUUUAUUUAAUCCUUGUUCAAUUGUAAAUGGUAAUCCUCAUCUUUAAAGCCUGAAAAUUUGUGCCAUCGCAGUGAGUCACAAUUUAAUGUGAUCCAUUCUAGUAUAACACAUUGUGAAUGUGGGGGGGUGGGGGUGGGGAGGCUGUAAAGAAGAAUCAAGUCUUUCAUUGGACUUUCCAAUAUCCUGCAUGUGUACAUUGUCAAAUAACACUAAUUUCAAUGGUACAUUCCACUGUAAUAUAAAUGUGCUAUAAAUAACUAUUUGAUUACUUUGUUGUCCCACGUCAUUUUUUUUGUUUUGCUGAAAGGGAAGUUAUUUCAUGACUUAGUCACUGAUUUAUGAUCAUGGGCUUAUUAUCUAGCUGCCGCAGGUGACCAUGCCAGAAGCAUGGAAUAUUUCAUUCACUGAAAUGAUAUUCCCUCAAUUGUAUUCUUUAGUUUUAAAAUGGAUAUCCUGACAACCAAAUCUAGGAAUUUUCCACCAUUGUUGUUUGGACUAUCACAUAAUUUAGCAUUUGAAAUGUAACUUCAAUAGUCCUGCAACAUUACCACAGCAAACUGAGACCUAAUUGUAAUGGAUUAGGGAAUGUAUUUUCUAUAUUACAUCUGUAGUUAUACAUCAAAAAUAGUUCAAUGGCUUUAAAGUACUUUGGAACAUCCUGAAAGGCAUGUGAAAAGCAGUAAGUAAAUAAAUGUUCCAAAUAAAUAUGAAAUAUGUGCAAAUGCAACUUUUCCUUCAUGCUAUCUUGAUAUUGCUGAAUAUCAGGACAAUUGGUUAAGUUGUUAACAUAUUACAUAGAGCAAUAUCUGGUCUAAAGUUGUACACUUCCAAUCAUAUCACACUUUCAAAACCCCAGCUAUUGGGUAGGUGGAAAUUAAGUAUUGAGGUUGUAAUUUGUUCAGUCAUGAUCCCAUCGAAAGGUUUAGCAGGCUUGGGACACCAAUUCCUGCUCCUAAUUUAUAUGCCCAGAAUGAUUUCCAAAUAAUGAAGUACUUUAAGAUUGUAGAAUACUAGUGAUUCUAACAAAAGUAUGAAGUUCCAGUCAGUAUUCUGGCAUAGAAGUGAUCGCUACCUGAAAUAAUGACAAGAAUUUGGGUUUAAAGUGUACUUAUGACCUCCUUGCCCAUAGAUUUGUUCAUAUGCCUCUGCAGCCAAUCAGUGCACUUACUGUGGUGUACAAGUAUUUCUCAGAACGAAUUAAAGUCUCCUCUCAAUUUCUAUUGUACACAGACCUUGUAACGUAUUAAACAUUUCAAUAUAAAAAGGAUUUAAUAGGUAAUAUUUUGCAAUUUCCCUUGGUUUUGAGUGAUGUGUACAAUGGUGACAGAGACGGCAGAAGAUGGAAUUUUGAGCAAAAUGUUUGAAGUUCUGAUGAUUAUCUAACUUUCUGUAUACCACCAUAACAUAUAUUUGC